UUUCUAACCUUCGUGACGUCUUAUAAGUUUCUUAUCAACCACAUAUUAUAACUUAGCAAAUAUUGAAUUUAAGUAAUUAUUGUUAUAACAAAUAGUUAUAACUGAGAAAUAAUAGCGUUAAUUUAGUUUAUUGUAUUGUUGCAUAGUUCUACUGGUAGACGACGUAAUUUUACGAGAUGUAAGUGAAUUAAUUAUUGUAGAGUUAUUACGUUUUUGCGCACAAUUAUAUCAAAAUGGCUAAGUUACAGAGUGUUAAUACGAAGGAAAGCAAAGAAAAUUCAGAAGAUACAAAACAAGAAGAAAUAAACGAAAGUUCUCCCUUGAAAUCUGGACAUGAAAAUGUUCAAAACAAAGAAAAAAGUGAAAAAAUAUCACUAAUGCAAAGACUGAAAAUAAUUAAAGCGAAUACAACAGUUGAACCUAUUCUGGCAUGCUACGUCAUGCCGAGUGUUUUAGCCUCGCUGGCCACGCAAAAUUUAAACCUAGAAAAGGCAUGUCUCGUGAACCUCAACUACAGCACUGAAAUUUGUGACGCUUUAAAAUCUAGACAGACGGAAAAUUAUACAGAAUACGAGGAGAGAGUUCAAACAUUAAUUGCUGAAAUUCAGGCUUGGAAGAAUAUCGUUCAAACGACGAUACCCGUUUUAAUUAUUUUGUUCGUUGGCGCCUGGAGUGAUAAAACUGGGAAAAGAAAAGCUUGCAUACUCAUGCCUAUAGUGGGUGAAUUUAUUACGUGUAUAGGCUUCAUUGUUAACACUUACUUUUUUCUCGAGCUACCCGCUGAAGUUACUGCUUUCACUGAAUCUAUCUUUCCGGCUAUAACAGGUGGUUGGUUCACGAAUUUCAUUGGUGUAUUUAGUUACAUAGGUGACAUAACGUCUCCUGAAGACAGAACCUACAGAGUUGGCAUAGUCAACCUAUGCAUGUCGCUUGGUUAUCCCAUAGGCAGUGCGUUGAGUGGAGUACUGCUGACUUGGAUAGGUUAUUAUGGAAUAUUUUCACUAUCAGCAAGUCUGUAUUUAUUUAGCAUUAUUUACGGACAUUUCUAUUUAGAAGAUCCCAGACCGAAACCGAGAGACAAGAAAAAUCAAGGCGUGUUCUGUUUCUUCAAAGAGUUCUUCGAUGUCGGUCUAGUCCUGGAGACUUUCCGCGUGGCCUUCAAGAAAGACAAUGGCAAUCGGAGGAUGCGCGUGUGUUUGUUGCUUAUCGUAGUGUUCGUAGUGUUUGGACCUAUUCAGGGCGAAUUCACAAUAUUGUAUCUGUUUACACGAUACAGAUUCAACUGGGAUGAAGUCAAAUUCAGCAUGUGGUCUACGUACAGUAUAGUCACUAAUUUGCUUGGAACGGCUUUCUCAAUAAGUCUGUUCAGCAAUUACAUGAAGCUGGAUGACACUCUCCUAGGGAUCAUCUCGAUCACGAGCAAAAUCGUUGCGUCCUUCGCCUAUUCCUUUGCCAGAAACGAUUUGGAAAUAUAUUUGGCGCCUUUGUUAGAAAUUCUAAAUGGUACAUCUUUCAUCGCUAUGCGGUCCAUUGCAACGAAACUUGUCAGCGGAGAGGAAUUUGGUAAAGUCAACUCUCUCUUCGGCCUAGCGGAGGCAAUGACGCCUUUGAUAUACGGGCCACUGUACUCCAGAGUAUAUAUCGCAACAAUCAAUGUUUUGCCUGGUGCUGUUUUCCUAUUGGGUGCUUUGCUCACUCUACCAGCUAUUGUUAUAUUUGGGUGGCUUUACUUUGAACAUAAAAAAGAUAGACUGAAGAAUAAUCGAGACCUGAAAAUUGGUGAUAAGGAAAAAUGCUGAAGAGAAUCAAGACUU
This is a messenger RNA of Maniola jurtina (meadow brown), 1814 nucleotides long. Its product is annotated as proton-coupled folate transporter-like. The transcript is spliced from 7 exons. The coding region runs from base 234 to 1799 and encodes 521 amino acids. Gene Ontology annotation, molecular function: transmembrane transporter activity. The record is from RefSeq and is a predicted model, not a curated record. Gene Ontology annotation, cellular component: membrane. NCBI's taxonomy places the organism in Eukaryota, Metazoa, Arthropoda, Insecta, Lepidoptera, Nymphalidae. Gene Ontology annotation, biological process: transmembrane transport.